Thlaspi arvense is the source of this 1642-nucleotide messenger RNA. NCBI's taxonomy places the organism in Eukaryota, Viridiplantae, Streptophyta, Magnoliopsida, Brassicales, Brassicaceae. The record is from the annotation of a GenBank genome assembly.
GCACAAUCAAAAGAUUCUCGAAUAUUUUAAAAGAAAGAAUCUUUAAGUAUCUUAAGGUCUUAGAAUAGGGUGUGAAUAAUCCAAACUGGGAAAUAUCCUCUCAAAGUCUUUUUUUGCUAUCCUUAAAAGAGAUUCUCUCAAGCCACACGUACAACAGUAGAUUAGAUAGAAUCUCCAUUUACCUAAAAAUAUCCGAAAGAAGAUUCUGAAGCAGAGAAAGAGAAAGAAAAAACAAGAUGGCGACGGACUUCAAAUCCUUACCAGUCAUCGACAUAGCUCCUUUACUGCUCAAGUGUGAUGAUCCCGACAUGACGGAGGAUGCCGGAGUUGUUGAGGUUGUCCGGCAACUGGACAGAGCUUGUCGGGACGCCGGAUUCUUCUACGUGAUAGGACAUGGAAUUUCAGAGUAUUUAAUCAAGAAAGCCAGAGAGAUCACACGUGAGUUCUUCAAGCUUCCUUAUGAAGAUAAACUGAAGAUCAAGAUGACUCCAUCUGCUGGAUACAGAGGAUAUCAAAGAAUUGGAGAAAAUGUAACAAAGGGAAAACCAGAUAUUCACGAAGCCAUUGAUUGUUACAGAGAGUUUAAGCAGGGGAAGUAUGGGGAUUUAGGAAAACCUAUGGAAGGGCCAAACCAGUGGCCAGAGAAUCCUCAAGAGUUCAAAGAGUUGAUGGAUGAGUAUAUUAAGCUCUGUACAGAUCUUUCAAGAAAGAUCUUGAGGGGAAUUGCAUUAGCUCUUGGAGGAUCACCUUAUGAGUUUGAAGGAAAGAUUGCUGGAGAGCCUUUUUGGGUGAUGCGUCUUAUUGGCUAUCCAGGUGCUCCGUUUACAAAUUGCCAGCCUAAAAAUGAUAUUGGAUGUGGAGCACAUACUGACUAUGGCUUGUUAACUCUUGUAAACCAAGAUGAUGACAAAGCUGCUCUCCAGGUGAGAAACUUGUGCGGCGAUUGGAUAUCAGCGAUUCCCAUCCCUGGAUCAUUUGUCUGCAACAUCGGUGACAUGUUAAAGAUACUUUCAAACGGAGUAUACGAAUCCACACUUCACAGAGUGAUCAACAACUCUCCUCAGUACCGUGUCUGCGUUGCAUUCUUCUAUGAGACUAAUUUCGACGCGGUCGUGGAGCCAUUGGAUAUAUGUAAACAGAUGUACCCUUCAGGGAGAGGAGAAGCUCAAGUUUUCAAAAGUGCUGUCUACGGAGAGCAUCUGGUAAGCAAAGUCCAGACAAACUUUGCAAUGUAAUGAAACAUAGAAGAUCUCUCACCUUCUUUGUACACAAACGUCAACUUCGCCUUCAGGUUUGGCUUGUAAAACUUAUGAAUAAGGGCUUCCUGACGUCGGUGUGUUAUCAAUUAAUACCGUUGAUUUGACAAACAAAAACUGAAACGUGGGGAUGAAGGUUAAACUCCAUUUCUACUAUUAAUCAAAACUGACAACAUUUUGUCCGCAUUUGAAUUUCAAACACGAAUAAAUCACUACAACUAUUAAACGUUUCACAUCGAGUAUUUUUUUGAUAAAUAUUUUAGAAAUGUAUUAUUAAAUGAUCUAAAUAAUCAGCAAUCAUGAGUAGUUAGCAUGAUUUACUUUUUAUUCGAUUUAAUCCAGUUAUUUGAUUGAACUGUAUAAUUAGUAAAAUAUAUUUUUAUCUG